CCCGGCCCGGCCGCGGCGAUCCCGAACCGGAACCGGAACCGGAACCAAAACCGGAACCGGAUCCGGACCCCAGACCGGAUCCGGAACCAAAACCCGAACUGGAACCGGAACCGGAUCCGGAACCAAAACCCGAACUGGAACCCGAAGCGGAUCCGGAACCAAAACCCGAACUGGAACCGGAAGCGGAUCCGGAACCAAAACCCGAACUGGAACCCGAAGCGGAUCCGGAACCAAAACCGGAAGCGGGCAGGGAAGCGGAUCCGGAAGCGGAGACGGAGCUGGACACGGCCGUGUCCUGCGGCUCUGCGCCGCCGGCCGCGCGCUCGCGGCGCCGCUUCAGCACGCCGGCGUAGGGCAGAGCCUCGGCGUCGCCGGCGGGAUCCACACCGGGAUCGACGGGAUCACCACCGGGAUCGACGACGGGAUCGGGGCCGGCCGGAGCCUCCCCCAGGCGGCUGAAAACUCCCG
Messenger RNA from Pseudopodoces humilis (Tibetan ground-tit), 468 nucleotides. NCBI's taxonomy places the organism in Eukaryota, Metazoa, Chordata, Aves, Passeriformes, Paridae. The record is from RefSeq and is a predicted model, not a curated record.